Aegilops tauschii subsp. strangulata is the source of this 946-nucleotide messenger RNA. RefSeq names its product outer envelope pore protein 16-2, chloroplastic. Gene Ontology annotation, cellular component: chloroplast outer membrane. Gene Ontology annotation, molecular function: amino acid transmembrane transporter activity. The record is from RefSeq and is a predicted model, not a curated record. NCBI's taxonomy places the organism in Eukaryota, Viridiplantae, Streptophyta, Magnoliopsida, Poales, Poaceae.
UCCGGUUCUCAGGUUCUGGUCGUCUCGCUGUCGAUGUUCCUAGCCGACUGGUGCUGCACUGCUCCCUACCUCGGGCUUGAAAGAAUCAAAGUUCACUCCCUUGUUUGCCACCAUUGUACUACACGCAAAUAGCUUGCAGUGCUUGUGCAUUUCUCCGUAGCUUAGCAUAGCAGAGGGAAAGGAGCAAAGAUGAGCAGCCAUGAGGCGCGCAAGUUCGUGGAGGAGGUGCGGGGCCUGGAGAAGAAGUGGAUGCUCGACCUCGGCCACCCGCUCCUCAACCGCGUCGCCGACAGCUUCGUCAAGGCCGCCGGGAUCGGCGCGAUACAGGCCGUCACGCGGGACUCCUACUUCAUGGCCAUGGAAGGCGAGUCUGGGGGCACCGGAGCGGUGUCGGACGCCACCGGCAGCAGGAAACGGACGUUCCCGGACCUCAGUGGAGGGACGAGCAACAGCAAGUCAGCGGAGGCCAUGGUGAAAAGCGUCAGCAAGGAGUCGUUCCAGUGGGGGCUCGCGGCCGGGAUGCACUCCGGCCUCACCUACGGCCUCGCGGAGGUGCGCGGGACCCACGACUGGAAGAGCAGCGCGGUGGCGGGCGCCGUCACCGGCGCGGCGGUCGCGCUGACCUCGGACAACGCUUCGCACGAGCGGGUUGUGCAGUGCGCCAUCACCGGCGCCGCGCUGUCCGCCGCCGCCAACGUGCUCUCCGACAUAGUUUAGGGAGUUCAUUCAUAUGAUACCACCCGAUGGCCCGGCGGAAUGGACUUGUUUAGGUGACGUGUUGUUGCGACUUGCGAGCGCACUUGUCCUGUGUUUCCUUCUUACGAUCUCGGUGUAGCCGGUUCAAAUAAUAACUGCCACAUCUCCUUUCAUACAGAAAGGUUGGACGUUAUUCGCUGCGUCGUUGGUGUUGUUAGGAUUUCAUGAAGAUAAAAAUUUGUUUGGCCAA